This is a messenger RNA of Esox lucius (northern pike), 3382 nucleotides long. RefSeq names its product ubiquitin conjugating enzyme E2 W (gene ube2wb). The coding region runs from base 182 to 571 and encodes 129 amino acids. Gene Ontology annotation, biological process: proteasome-mediated ubiquitin-dependent protein catabolic process; protein polyubiquitination. Gene Ontology annotation, molecular function: ubiquitin conjugating enzyme activity. Lineage: Eukaryota; Metazoa; Chordata; Actinopteri; Esociformes; Esocidae. The record is from RefSeq and is a predicted model, not a curated record. Gene Ontology annotation, cellular component: nucleus. The transcript is spliced from 6 exons.
AGCCACCUAAGUAUAGACUGGAAUACUUCAGUGGUUUGGCUACUGUUGUAGCUAGCUAGCUAAGGUUAACUAACUUAAGUUGGCUGCGGUUAGCGUUGUUCGCUAGGAAGGUUAUCGGCUGGCUGACUGGAAAAGGCUACAAAAGGAACUAUUAGCUUUGCAAAAUGAUCCGCCCCCUGGAAUGACGCUCAAUGAAAAAAGUGUACAGAACACCAUCACACAAUGGAUAGUAGAUAUGGAGGGAGCCUCAGGUACCCUAUACGAAGGAGAGAAAUUUCAGCUGCUUUUCAAAUUCAGUAGUCGGUAUCCUUUUGAUUCACCUCAGGUGAUGUUUACUGGGGAGAGUAUACCUGUCCACCCCCAUGUGUAUAGCAACGGUCACAUCUGUCUGUCCAUACUAACAGAAGACUGGUCGCCUGCCCUCUCGGUGCAGUCAGUCUGUCUUAGCAUUAUCAGCAUGUUGUCCAGCUGCAAAGAAAAGAGACGGCCGCCUGAUAACUCCUUCUACGUAAGAACAUGUAACAAAAACCCCAAGAAGACCAAAUGGUGGUAUCAUGAUGAUACAUGUUAAUGUACAAACUUUGUAAUACUCCUAGAAGAAAGAAGUCCUACUGACCCACAUAAAGCACUUUUUAAUCAUUCAGUCUUUGAACUCUGACCUUUGACUGGAACAGUGACGCGCUGGAGACUCUUUUUGAACUGCAUUUCCCAGAGGGCAGUUGGAUGCAUGUUUUAGGCGGUUGUAAUAUAUGAAAUGAGAAAAAUAAAGGAACGCUAUGUGCACCCAACAAAGGAUUGUUUUAGUAAAAAGGCAGUUAUGCAGCCAGCGAAACUUUAUGGAGAGAUUAUUAUUAUUAUUAUUACAUAAUUCCUGUUUUAAGAUUGUUUUUGUUUGUAUGGGUACAUUUAAAGGUUCCGUGCAAUAAUAUCAAGGAUGGCUGCAUGCUUGUACCUACAAAGAAAAUCCACAUUAAACAGUUUAUUUCCUGGAAGGGAUGUAAGCAUUUUAAACCCCCAGGAAAGGCUUUCUUUUUUAAAGAAAUUCAAUGCACUGUGAAAAAUCUACAGUGGUACAUCAACUCAAUGUUAUUAUUCCAACAUGCAACUAUCCUGUAAACUGUAAAUUUAAAAACAGUUUACCACUAUUACUUAAAGAUAAUAACACAGUUUUAACCUGACUGAAUUUAAAGCAUUAAAUCUAGAGCAGUAUGGUUCUUCCCCUCUGCCUCUAUAAAAGACAGAUCUUCAGAUUUCAGACGUUGCAGAUUGGUCUGGUCUCUGUUGGAUAAAAUAUAUUUAUGAUGAAAGCUGGUUAAAACUGUUUAAUUCACUGGAGAACUUUUGCAUAAUGCUCCACAACAGCCUGGACGGAACUCUUGUGGGGUUAGCUAGUUCAUUCUGCAAACCCGGAGCUGUAUGACAAGAUUGUAUCCAUGUAACAAAUGUUUGUUGUUGCUGUGUUACAUUUUUAUUUGUAUGAUAUAUUGGUUUGUUUGUUAAUUUUUUUUGAUGAGAUUUAUGCUUUAAUCUUCUACAAAAUUCUCAGAUUUUAAGAUGUCUGUCUUGUUGUUUUUGUACUUGUCUUCUGCUAGCUGACACUUUGAAAGGGGGCAGUAUGUUUUGGGUUGUGUGUUAAAUGUCUUAUUUAAUUUAAAAUCUCCAUUUUGACCUCCAGAAUGGUAGUCAUAAUGAAAGGAAUUGUGUUUAAGCUGUUGUUAAAGGUUUAACUGAUUCCCCUGGUCAGAGAUUUGGCUCAGGUACUUCAAUACGAGAUCACCUCUAAAACAAAUCCUUUCAGAUAUAUUUGCAUUUACCUAUAUUUUCACUAGGAAACUUAUGUAGUGUCGUGGUAACGUCUGCAACUAGUGUGUAUAUAUAUACGUCUUUAGGAGUUGCAGACUUGAAUGGAUGCGGUUCCCUCAUCUUGAUAUGACAAAAUCUAUAAUAGGAGUUCUUUAUUACAUUGAGGUUCUCUGCAAUGUUUCUGCAAAGUGCUAUGGUACGUCCGUUUCAGGGUUGGGUCAAUGCGUAUUGAAUUCUAGAACUCAGAAUGUAGACAGAAUUUGAAAUCCACACGUUCCUCCGUAAUUUAAGUAAAUUUGAAUUAGGAUUGGAAUGUCAGCGCACAUCUUGAAUUGUCUGGUAUUGAAAUAGAAUUUACCUAAUCCCUGGUUGGUUUAUCAGAAACGACACCAUUGCUGUUGGUCCUGUUUUUUUUUUUUUUUUUUUUUUAAAGGACUGCCGGGAUGCCUGUUUAGUUAAAACUCUGUCAUCAUAUACCAAACUUGUGCUUUUACAUGUGCUGCUCAUUUCUGAUCGUUUGGGGGGAAAGAUCUGAUACGCGUGGUCAACAGGACACCAACCCACAAAGCGUUCAGAACCGGGCAGCCUGUGUAAAUGACCCCCCCCCCCCCCCCAGUGUGUCCAGAAUAACUCUGUCACUGGUGGAAGGAUUUAGCAGCCGUCAUGGUGUACUGCUUUUGAACGAAGACCUAUUGGCCCCGGUUGAACGAAGUUGCACCAAGAAGUGAUCAACUGCUGGCCGCUGUAGGGGAUGAAGAUUUAGUUUGCGCCACAGCUCUUUGGUCGUUUCUGACUUCAGUCACUCCAUUCCUAUAUCUUUGUUCUGUCUUCUGUUGCCAUUCGUUUGGAAAUACUUGAAUUCGCCGUUUGUUAUUGCUUUGUCUUUUUAGUGUGCUUCUUGUUUCCUUCGGACCUAUAGGUGAUGAGGGGUUAUUUCUGAAUGCAUAUGAAACCACUUGCGUGACUGAAUGUUUUGGUAGCGGUUGUGAACAUGACCCUGGCACUUCGGUGUCAAGGAACCGUGUGGCCGGCUAUGUGAAGAUGUCUCCUUAUUUAACCGAUGAUUGGUUUUGUGUAACACUGCAGAUGUUAUUUAAGGUCGUGUGGAACAGCAGCAGAAUUAUGUAAAUGUUACAAAUUGCGUCCCAAAUGGCACACUGUUCCCCAGAUGGUCACUGCUUUUAACCAGGGCUCUGGUUCAAAAGUAGUACUAUAUAUAUAGGGAGUUGAAUGCCAUUUGGGACAUAUAGGUGGUCACGGUAUGUUAAGGCUGGGACAAAAGGCCUGUGUCCACUGGAUAAAUCAGUGGAUAUGUUUAAAAACCCAGGGUGGGGUGUAAACAAGGUUUGAAUUUCUCAUGUUUUACUUUAAUUUCCCUGGUUUUAUUUUUCCUCUUAAUGUGGUUUGGAUUCUUUGCCUGCAGAUUGUUGUGAAUGAUCAACACUAAUGAUGGGUGGAAAUAUUUAGAGAAUUAUUAUUUCAUUGUUUUUCUCUUUUUGGGGGAUGUACAAGCUCCAUGUUGGAGACGCCUGUUCAUUUUAAUAAUCAAUAAUAAAAGCAAAAAUUCACUUUUAAUUCA